CCUCAAUCCCAACGAUGCCUCUCAGCCAGACUGGUUCAAUUUUCUCGAGGCCAAGAUCAAGGGAACCGAGAACCAAGAGUCCUGCAUGCGUUUGAUCCAGGCGUUCAAGUCGGAGCGCCUGUCUUUCAUUAACCGGUUUCCAGGACCCCUAAAUGCUCCCACCAGUCCUAAUUAUUGCAAUCCAGAUAUGUGGAGUGGGCCUCUCCGUCCCUAUGCACUUUUUGAUGUCAGAUAUCGGGGUCCAGAUACGUUGGGGAGGAUUGGCUGGGAACGACUGGCCUCCAGAAAGAGAGAGCUCGUCAAAAAUGCCUGUUAUACUCACGGCUACCUAGUGGGAGCAGCCAUAUCGCUGAUCCCACUAGUAUGGCUCCAUGAAGAUCCAGGUGCCAUGAACCAGAUCCUGGCUAAAUUGACCGAGGAUAUGACCUUCGUUUCCGGUGCUGCAUUCGCCUCAACCACAGUCGGUUUGAGCUUUGAUAAGUUACUCAAGAAGCUACGGCGCUUGUGGCACUCUGAAAAACUAAGCUCGUACCGUGAGAAGGCCCUUGCCGCAAUUGAAAAGACCAACAAGUUGUUCGUGGCAGCAUGGCUUGUACAAGGGGCCAUGUGGUCCAAGGAAACUGAGUGGCAGCUCUACUCGCUCUGUCUGAACCCCAAAGAGCUCAUUUUUACAAGCAACGCCGACAUCUUUAUUGAUGUGGCCGUGGCCCAGAGCCGCAUGCUGGCGAUCAAGGAUCACGUCCUCGACGAAAGGCUACGUGCCAUGUGGCCCAUGCCAGUCGUGUACGAUGAUGCUAGUGAUAGCAACUAA
This is a messenger RNA of Pyricularia oryzae 70-15, 811 nucleotides long. RefSeq lists its product as uncharacterized. The transcript is spliced from 2 exons. The record is from RefSeq and is a predicted model, not a curated record. Lineage: Eukaryota; Fungi; Ascomycota; Sordariomycetes; Magnaporthales; Pyriculariaceae. The coding region runs from base 86 to 811 and encodes 241 amino acids.